Necator americanus (New World hookworm) is the source of this 342-nucleotide messenger RNA. RefSeq lists its product as uncharacterized. The record is from RefSeq and is a predicted model, not a curated record. Bases 1 to 342 code for a protein of 113 amino acids. The transcript has a single exon. NCBI's taxonomy places the organism in Eukaryota, Metazoa, Nematoda, Chromadorea, Rhabditida, Ancylostomatidae.
AUGGGCAGGUUGCAAGCCUCUAGUCCCAUGAGUUUUUGGGAGAACUUCCGUUCUCCCGUAAUGGACGUGUGGAGCCUAUUUGUUGGACUCCAAACCGCCUCCCUUCCACCUCCCAGUUACUUGAUUGCAGGCUUUUUGCCGGACCAACGUGCAGGAUACAAGGAUGUCAUGAGUCAGUCCUGGCUAAGCAGCGACAGGGAAUCCAACCCGUCUCCACUUGCCUCUCAAGACAAGUACAAGGUCGCUUGUAGUCCGCGAUUAGCCCACUAUACGCCACCUGGGGACGCGUCGCGUAGUCCCGCGACAACCGGCUGUAAUCCCUCUAAUGAGGGAGAUCCGUGA